AUGAGUUCGCCCUCGAGCCGCCUGUUCGCCGCCCGGCCUGCGAUGCUGGGGCUGGCCAAGCUCCUCGUUCUCGCGUUCUCUCACCUACCAAUUACGACUGCCGCUCCCGUGUUCUCACCAUUUGUUCUUUCCUCGCGGUCAGAAUCGCCAACCGGAUCUGAUGAGCCGAGUUUAUGGCUUUACUUGGGAGUGUCGGCUGCCCUCGUUUUGAGUGGAGGAGCAUUUGCCGGAUUAACGAUCGCAUUGAUGGGCCAGGAUGAGGUGUACUUGCAAGUGAUUCAGACGUCUGGCGAGGGUUCCGAGAAAAGGAACGCCGCCAGUGUCCUGAACCUUCUAAAGCGAGGGAAACAUUGGGUUCUCGUCACUCUCCUGCUCAGCAAUGUGAUCACAAAUGAAACAUUACCCAUCGUGCUGGAUCGGACGCUCGGUGGUGGUUGGCCGGCGGUGCUGGGUAGUACGGCCCUGAUUGUUAUCUUUGGCGAAGUCGUCCCCCAAUCAAUCUGUGUUCGCUACGGUCUUCCCAUCGGAGCCUGGAUGGCACCCUGUGUGUUGGCUCUGAUGUACAUUAUGUCCCCUGUCGCGUGGCCAGUUGCGAAGCUUCUCGACAAGCUUCUCGGAAAAGACCAUGGCACCAUCUACAAGAAAGCGGGAUUGAAGACGCUAGUCACCCUUCACAAGACGCUGGGGGAGGCCGGAGAGCAAUUGAAUUCGGACGAAGUCACUAUCAUUAGUGCCGUCCUGGACCUGAAGGAAAAGUCCGUUGGAAGCAUUAUGACACCGAUGGAGGAUGUCUUUACCAUGUCCGCCGACACUGUGCUGGACGAUAGCACCAUGGACCUUAUUCUCUCACAAGGGUACUCCCGCAUUCCUAUUCAUGCUCCCGAUAACCAGAUGAACUUUGUCGGCAUGCUUCUCGUCAAAAUGCUUAUCACAUACGAUCCCGAGGACUGCAAACGGGUCCGCGAUUUUGCCUUGGCCACACUACCCGAAACUCGCCCAGAAACCAGCUGCCUGGAUAUUGUCAACUUCUUUCAGGAAGGGAAAUCCCACAUGGUGCUUGUUUCGGAGUAUCCAAGUGAAGACCGUGGUGUUCUCGGAGUAGUCACCUUGGAAGAUGUUAUUGAAGAGUUGAUUGGCGAAGAAAUCAUUGAUGAAUCCGACGUCUUCGUUGAUGUUCAUAAAGCCAUUCGCCGGAUGGCGCCUGCGCCACGAGCUCGCGUCCCAAAGGGCAAGAUUGUUGAAGAACCCCCUUGA
This is a messenger RNA of Penicillium alfredii, 1254 nucleotides long. RefSeq lists its product as uncharacterized. The record is from RefSeq and is a predicted model, not a curated record. The transcript has 4 exons. Gene Ontology annotation, biological process: magnesium ion homeostasis. Gene Ontology annotation, cellular component: intracellular membrane-bounded organelle. NCBI's taxonomy places the organism in Eukaryota, Fungi, Ascomycota, Eurotiomycetes, Eurotiales, Aspergillaceae. The coding region runs from base 1 to 1254 and encodes 417 amino acids.